AUGUCGGCCUCCCUCUACCUCAUCAGCGUCACCCCCUGGUUCCUCCUGCCCCUCUCCUGGUUCAUCGCGGGGACCGCCUUCACGGGGUUCUUCGUGAUCGGCCACGAUGCGGGCCACCGCUCCUUCAGCGACAACAAGCUGCUGGAGGACGUGGUGGGCACGCUGGCCUUCAUGCCGCUGCUCUACCCCUUUGAGCCCUGGAGGAUCAAGCACAACCAGCACCACGCGCAGACCAACAAGUGA
Monoraphidium neglectum is the source of this 243-nucleotide messenger RNA. Its product is annotated as Omega-6 fatty acid desaturase. Lineage: Eukaryota; Viridiplantae; Chlorophyta; Chlorophyceae; Sphaeropleales; Selenastraceae. Gene Ontology annotation, molecular function: oxidoreductase activity. Bases 1 to 243 code for a protein of 80 amino acids. The transcript is spliced from 2 exons. Gene Ontology annotation, biological process: lipid metabolic process. The record is from RefSeq and is a predicted model, not a curated record.